UGUUAAUGUCGUUGUGGUGUAUGAGUGAUUAGGCGUUGGAAAGACCGAGAUGUCCCGGCGCAUGCACGCAGCCACUGAGCGCAUGAAUAUCAUCUCCAGUGUGCCACUUCGGAAGUAGGUCACCGCUCGCCGAUUUGUUCACCAUGUCUUCGGCGACUGCUCGCCGAUCGCUCCACGACUCGACACAAGCAGUCCGACUGAAACGAAACUAACCAGCAGCGAUUUAAAAAAAAGGGGGUUGUUGUGUAUGUGUGUGCGUGUAUGUAUGUAUGUGUGUGUGGUCUAGUUUAAAAUCCCGACGGGACACGGAAGCUACACGAUGAACCGCGGCGGUGGUUCCAGGCGGAGAUGAUCGCUCCGUCUCCGCUUCGAAGCUUCUCUUCAACUCGCCCGUGAUUCGAAGCUCUUGCGCGGACUGCUCCGAACCUCCGCGAUGGAUUGAUCGAUCACCGGGUGUUUUGGAGUCGUUUUUUUCUUUUUUUCACUUCGGAUCUCGGCGCUCCUGCCCCGGCAUGCUGUCACACUGACCGCGGCCAAAGAGUGGAUGGCCACAGUUGAUGAUCCAUGAUGGUUCCUGCUGACGGGCCGCUCUGAGCUCCUACCACUGUUGUAGACGGAGUAUCUGCUCCAGGAGGAGACCAUGGUGAAAGUUCAGCGAAGUCAGCAACCGAAAGGUGGGAAGUCCCACAGGGAGAAGGGCGGCAAAGAAAAGGGAAAUGGAAUGAGAAAAGGCAGAGAGAGAAUGAAGGAACAGAAAGGAAAGAAGCAGGAGAUGACAGAGUCACACCGAUUUAAGAAGAAGGUCUUUGCUGAGAGCGUGAGAGAUGCACUGGAUUGUUGUGUCCUGCUCACACGUUUGGACGAGAAGGUAGCUAUAGAUAAGGACAUGCGGAAAAUUCGCAAAGAACCAAGAGUGCAUGUCAGAAAGAAGCAAGACACCUCUGGAAGCAGAAUCACAUGUCACAAGUUAAAGAAAUCAGCUUCUCAACAAGCACUGGAACCAAAAAGUGGCAAAUCUGACGCCUUACUUGUGCGGCCCCCGCUUUCUCCUGAGCCUCGCAGGAGGAGAAUGGCCUCUCUCAAUGCAGAGGCUGUCAACAGUUUGCUGCUCUAUAGAGCCGAUUCCCUCGCAUCCAAUCUGACGAAGAAAGAGCAGCCUUCAAAUGACGCUCUGCCUAAAGGUGAAAGGAGACCUCAUAAAGCCAAAAAGGUUCUCCCAGGAGGGAAAACAGACCUCAAGGAAAGUCAUAAAAAAACGAAGCGAUCCACGGGGAAGACUCCGCCAGUCGACUGGUUGAGUUUGUUUGCCCCGACCCCUCGGCGUCAGGCAGGCCUCACUGCUGCGACACUGCUCAAACUCACCAGUUCCCUCUAUGGAAACAAACGGCAAAAGAAGCAGGAGUCCAAGCCUGCAAGCGAAAGUAAAGCUAAGGAUUCAAUUGAGGUUGAGAUUAGUGGUAAGCCUUUAAGUGGAGCAACACUGCAGACCAAAAGAAGAACAAAUCCAAAACACAAUGAGCAGCUAAAGCACAUUAAACAGGGUAAAGAGAUUCCAGCUCAUUCCCAACCGGGCUCUCCUGUCCAGGGAUGUUGUAGUCUUUGUAAGACGGAGGCUUUGGACUCAGAGUGGAAGUCAGGUGGACAGGAGUGUUUAAAAGCACUCCACUGCGGCUCCACACUAGGAUUCUCCUUAAAAACAAUCAAAGAGGAGCAGGAAGAGACUGAAGUGUCAACCUGCUAUUGCUGUACACAAGAGAGAUGUGUCGAGUACUGUCACAGACUAGCCCUCUUCCUUAAGGACAAGGCCCUCAAGGAGCCUGACGAUGAAGUCUCGCUCUCUGAAGUCUUUCACCACCACCACCAUCACCACCACCAUCAUCAUCACCACCACCACCACCUCCAGACCAGCCACCCGACAGCCAUAACCAUCACGCCGCACACAUACACCUGUUUCCCCAGCUACUGUGUUCACUUCAGCCACCCUGAUGCCUCGCCUUCCUCCAUGACACCCCUCGCUUUAUGUCCAAAGAGCAGCAAGAGACCCAAACUGCUACCCAGCUCUAGCACACAGCCCUCAGGGAUUUCUCACCCAGUCUACUGCUGCACCUCCGUGGAAGCGUGCUAUGGAGAGCCCUGCAGGAUCAACAGCUAUUCCGCCUACGGCAGUGUCAUUCCUGCCAUUGCCAGAGGAGGUUGCAGCAAAUGCAGCCACAGCGUUAACAGAGACGACUACUCAUCAACCCUCAAUGACCAUCACAGCCCGUCCUCCAUCCCCAUCUGUCCCAGCCCAAGAAUCCUCACUGGCUGCCCCAUUCCCGCUGUGCCUCCAGCCGGCCAAUCAGUGCCCCCAGUUCAGACGCCGCUGUCCGACCCCAGCCAACCGCAGCAACCACCCCUGCAGGUGGCCAAGGAGUGUCCACAGAGUGCCAAGCCGCCCAGCGGGUCUAGGUCUGGCGCACGCAGCAGCGGCGGUGGCGGCAUCAGCUCGGUUGUGUUCCCUCUCAAAAAGGAAAAGAAACAGAAGCUCGGUUCUGCCGGCGCCAGGGGCCAAGCGGUUGCCAAGCAGCAGAAGAACGGCCGCCAAAAGAGUACCAACGGCUGGCGACCCGUCGGCAUCCCCUUUGAAAAAGAGGUUUUCUGUCUGGGAGAGGAAACUCUGGUGCCGAGGAAGUGCUUCCAGGGAGUCCAGAGGGAUGGCGAGCUGAUUCGGGUCAGGGACACUGUCUUGCUGAAAUCUGGACCGAGGAAAAAGUCACUGCCUUAUGUGGCUAAGAUCUCAGCUCUUUGGGAGGAGCCUGAGACAGGAGAGUUGAUGAUGAGUUUGUUUUGGUACUACCGUCCAGAACACACACAGGGGGGACGCAGUCUUAAUGUGCAUUGUCAGAAUGAGAUCUUUGCAUCUCGUCACCAGGAUGUGAACAGUGUGGCCUGUAUUGAAGACAAAUGCUAUGUCCUAACACUGGCACAGUAUUGUCGAUUUUGUGCCUUGGUAAAACGCCGAGGGGAGGGCGUACCCGACAGCGCUGCCUCUCUUCUGGUGCCGCCCAUUGUUGGUCACGCCACACCCAGCCACCGCUGCGUUCCCGACGAUGUCGAUCCGGCGCUGGUGUUUUUCUGUCGACAUGUCUACGACUUCCGCUAUGGACGCCUCCUCAAGAACCUGCAGUAGCGUCCGAGGAUGACGACAGAACAACACAUCCAGCGAGCUAGUACCAGAGACGUUUAGAUAAGAUUACGCCUGAUUCAUCCGCCUCUGCUUUAAUUAGCGCCGAUCCUGCUGAAGGAGAGACGGGAUGUUUUGGAAUGAAGGAUAGCGAGAUUGUGUUGUUUUCACACUGACACACACUUAUGAAGUAAGCGUAAAAAGUCUGACACAUUUACCUGAGUUGAAUCCUACAUGGCUUUCCGUUGUUGCCACUGAGCAUCGUCGUCGUUGAACAUUCUCCUACAGGUCUUAGAAAUGUGCCAAUUCAUGGACACAUGGAACGAUAUUCCGACCCAAGCAUCAACAAGCAAAAUAGCUU
Doryrhamphus excisus (bluestripe pipefish) is the source of this 3524-nucleotide messenger RNA. RefSeq names its product bromo adjacent homology domain containing 1 (gene bahd1). Lineage: Eukaryota; Metazoa; Chordata; Actinopteri; Syngnathiformes; Syngnathidae. The record is from RefSeq and is a predicted model, not a curated record. Gene Ontology annotation, molecular function: chromatin binding; transcription cis-regulatory region binding. Gene Ontology annotation, biological process: negative regulation of DNA-templated transcription; heterochromatin formation. Gene Ontology annotation, cellular component: chromatin silencing complex.